Molecule: messenger RNA, 15829 nt
Organism: Lineus longissimus
Lineage: Eukaryota; Metazoa; Nemertea; Pilidiophora; Heteronemertea; Lineidae
Product: 1-phosphatidylinositol 4,5-bisphosphate phosphodiesterase epsilon-1-like
Exons: 42
Coding region: 560-11422 (3620 amino acids)
Biological process (GO): release of sequestered calcium ion into cytosol; lipid metabolic process; phosphatidylinositol-mediated signaling
Molecular function (GO): protein binding; guanyl-nucleotide exchange factor activity; phosphatidylinositol-4,5-bisphosphate phospholipase C activity
Source: RefSeq, a predicted model, not a curated record
UGCUCCCUGUGCAUUUUCCUGUGCAUCAGUGUAACAGUUACAUGACGUGCGAGGCGCUUUUUUCCCCGGUUCUUGGAACUAACACAAUUCUGAAUGCAUCUUUCGUAGGGUUUCCUUGAAGCCUGAGACCAAAACAGUACAAUGUCGUUCCAUGAGAUCAACUUGAAAAUCAAAAUGUUCUUUUUGUUUCUUCAAGUUCGACUAAAAUCGAAAAUACGGCAGUGUAUGCCAAACUCCACGGCAUCAAAAGACCCUCGUGUCCUCUAUUAUCAUUAUUAUGUCGUAAUUUUUGAAAGUAUGUUUUUAUCUCCACCAGGUAUUGCAUGUGUGGUUAAUCCUACUUCCUUCGUAAUAUUUACACAUCAUCAGUCACUUUCAUCUUUAAGAAUCAAACUUAUUUUCCAGCUUACCAUAUUCAAGUAUCUUCUUGUAAUUCAUCUCAUUAUGACUAUCGACCUACUGUUUUUUUCUCAUAUCGACAUCAUAUCCGGUCUAACAUGUUUUUAAUGUUCGGAUUAUUCUUAUACUUUUAGAUGGGUGCGAGAUUUCGAACGUCACGAUGAUCAAGCGGUCGGUAUCGCAAAACUCGGCGUCCCUGUUCAUCGGGGAGUACUCUUCUAGUCCGUCCCAGAGGCCCGAGGAUACAACGAGUCCGAGGGAGUGCACACCACUCUUGAGUCCAACGAAAGUGGACUUCCUACUCGUACCGGAAGUGACAUCAUUUCCAACUUCACAGUCCAGCCUCUCUGUACCAGGAUACGGGUACAAUCUUCCGCUAAAUUACAACUCUGUAGGUUUCUAUCGCAGGACUUCUAGCAUCGCGUCUUCCCUUUUUGAUUUGACAAACGAAGGUGAUCAACUCGAACGAGGAGUCCGGGAGAAUGAUGUCAUUGUUGUCAAGAAAUUCCUUGAGGUACACCACGGGAAAUUUUCAGUAAAUCUGCAUAGUACUGUUCUCGAUAAACGCAGUAGUUGUGAUUCUCGUAGCUGCCGCGCGAGUCAUGCAAGCCAGGAUGUCGAGAUUCUGUUACGAAAGAGUCAGACUUUAAUCGAUAGGUUUGAUCGACGAGAGAGCUUCCUCACAGAGCCUGAUGUACCCAUUAUCUUCCGUAACGCGCUCCACGUCGCUGUGCAACAUGUAGCCAUCGAUGUCAUAAAGCUUCUCCUACGCUAUGGAAUAGACCCAAACGAGCCUGGGAUAUUCAGCGGCGAUCCCAAACACGCUCUUCUGCAUCGGACUCCGAGCAAGGAGCGCCGGGAUGUAAAAUUUAACAUCGAUGAACCGACGCCGACGAGUCCGUUUGGAGUGCGUUUCCCCUCUACAUACAGUUUCAGCCCGAGGAAAUCUUUCGAGGAUAACUCUAGUUGUCGUAGUGUGUCCGAUUUCGACCUCUCGCGAGGAUUACAGAACCACGUGUUCAGUUUCACCCACAACUACUCUCUGGAUGAGCUGAUAUUGUUACCGCCAUUGUUUUUAGCAGUAGCCAAUGGGAAUCUCGUGAUACUGCGCCUGCUGCUCAAGUAUGGCGCAGACCCGAAUCUUCAGGAUCAACACGGUUGCACACCUCUGCACCUAGCUGCCUGUAAGGCAUUUGAGAGUUGGGAAUGUGCCCGUAUUCUGAUCGAAUAUGGCGGUAAGGUUAAGAUCCGCAACAGAUAUGGUGUAGCCCCGUGUGAUCUUUUUCCAGGAUUAUUACAUGAGCAAAGACGUGUUUUAAGGAGUACUCAGAAUCGUCUGUGCCGCCAAGGUAAAGAUCAAUGUUUCCGAGGUAGUUCCAAUCGUUCAAGAUUCCUUAAGAGAUUUUAUUCGGAAGGACGUAGCAGGUUAGGGGAGCAUAACCGCGGUAGGAUGCGUGAAAGGAAGCGGGCCGAUACGGUGGAAGGACCUAGUCCCCAACUUCACGGUGCGGAGUUCAGGGAGAGGUCUCCCUCUAUUACGUCAGGCAGGAGCCAUUCUCGGAUGAAUUCGACGAAACAACAUGCAGAGUUGGAGCACACAGAAAGCAACAACAGCCAAAAGGAGUCCACGUCCAAACGACCGAGCCUUCGAUACCGUCUCAGCUUCAAGGAUCGAAAAAAGGAGCAAGUCCCAGAUCAUCAAAGUGAAAAGAACCGCUUUGAAGAAACUGAGCAGUGUCUAAAUGUCUUGAUUAAGCUGGCCAUGAAUUCUGAGUGCGUGCCACCUCUACUAGAUGGCUUAGCAACAUGCAUGUUAUCUGUGAUGUCAAUAUCGGACCAGUCCAGCGACCCUGUAAUCGAAAAGGCGGUAAAUGAAUUAUUUAAUAAGAUUAUUCAGACCUGCUGUGAUGAGCUACAAGAGCUAACGUCCCUUGAAGAAAAACACAACAUCUUCAUACAACUUUCAAAACUACUCAACACAGCAUUCGAACUCUUGAAAGGGAAACAGUCACUUCACUUCACGGCAUUGACAGCCAUAAACAAAAUUAUCGACAUGUGUAUUGUAAAUGGAGUUUACAAUGUCUGUGGCCUUGGAAAUGCUCAUAUCAGUGAAACGACUCGGUUACACAAAGCUCGUACGCCAAAUAAUUCAUUCCGAGGCGAAGUGCAAAAAACGGCGUUGAAGAAACGGACUAGUUUGGACGGCGUAGCAAACACACAUCGUGAUAAACAAAAAGAGGAUUUACCGGAGACAGUCGACCAAAGCGCUGAAAUUCACACCCCAGUUGAAAAAUUAAUGAGCACAGACCCGAGUCAGAUUUUAAAUGUGUUACAUAAUUCUAUAACCAUGCAUAACCGUAUUACAGGGACUCGCGCUAAGUGUACGCCGAGCACCAGGGUGCGGCACUGUACACAUCAUUGUCUUCAGAUUCUUAGUGCUAGGAUUCUUACUGUCAUGUGCCAUGGUAUUAAUGUCCAGCAUCGCGUGAUAAAUGACGGACAUAUCAAAACGUUAAUAGAAGCCUUGGACCCAAAUCAUGACCCUCACCUUCUGUGCCUCAUCCUCCAAGCCCUUGCCUGCAUUGCCAUGAAUCCCAGCUUCCAUCAGGCGUUAUCUGAUGCCCUCAUCGCCGACGCACUUAUGCAACUCCUUCUGCCGUCGGACGAAUGGUACUACACAAACCACAGCACGAAAUACGCAAGAUACGUCAAAUAUCAUGCAGCUAGGAUUCUUGUGUAUAUGGGCCUCUUCCAUUGUCUUGGAGGGAGAGUUGAUCUCUUUGAUACCAAAAUCUUCACGGAUGACACCCCUAACCCUGUUUUGCAAGUGCAUUAUCCUGAAGAUAACUUCAUCGAACUCAUGGCACUGGGCAAAGUGUCUAUGUGGGAUGCUACGGGUCGAUUAGAGGCAUGCUCACUAGAGGGCCUCGUUGCUCAUGUGAUAGAGGAUGCAAUGAAUGAACAGUCGCAAGAGAUGAAAGUCUGGGACUCCCCUCCUCCUCCCCAAAGCCCGCGGGCAGGGCGGGAACCACUACACGAAACACCAAUGUCACCAAUACAUCACGAACAUGAGAACGUCUUGGGCUUCAUUUCAAGUAAACCGCUCUUGGAAUUUUUAUUCACGGCAAUGCCAGUUCUGGUUCAUCCGGUUAUCAUCCUACGGUUAUUGUGUCAUAAAAUCUUUGGGAAUAUGAUUCGACGGAAAACGCCGACUAGCGGCUGUGUGGUCGGUGGAUUACAAUUGCCAGAAAUUGUGGAUACGAAGUGUUAUCCGGUGCGAGCGGAUUCUGUGGAGAGUACGGGUAAAGGGGAACCAGCUGUGGGUGGGAUACAGAAUGCAGGGAGUAGCAUGAGUGUCAAAAAGAAAAAGCCAAACCUCCGUGUGCAUAUCGCUGAGAUGGAGACAAUAUAUCGUCAGGCAUCGGAGGAUGACGAAGGUUAUGACAACGAUUGGUACACCAACCCGUUAAUAAGUAAGGAUGUAGUGACGCAACAUCGCAUGAGUAUUAAAUCCAUGAGCGAUGAGAACACGUUAGCAAACACACGCUUCUCACCGACGCACGUGACAUUCCUCGACAAUGACAACUGUCUUGAUUCUGAGAUUAAAACCAAGCGGAUUUUCAAAUGGCCGAGCGUGAAGAAGCGACUUUCCAAAUCGCACGGGAAUUUAGCGUUAGCCAAUUUGGAUAUAACGCGACGACGAAAUUCUGCUCAUAGUCGAUUGGAUCAUAUUGAUCCAAUCAAAAUCAUUAGAAAACCUGCACCGGAUAUUGAUAUAAUCGCAUUUCAGCGAGAGCUGAUUAACCUCCCGACUUUCGUGAUGGACCCUCAUCUUGACUCUGCUUCGAUAUCACCAAUGCUGUCACGUUCAAACUCUGUGCCAAAUGUUCUCGAGGGGCGUAUUGUUCCUGUGGGCAUCCCACGCCCCUCUGAACGUUCGUACUCGAUAAGUAGUAGCUCGCAGCGUGUUCCCGUCCUUCCCUGUGAUAAGUUGCAACGAGAUUCAAUUGGGUCAGCAAACUUGGUGGAUAUCCAGGUCACCACGGCCAAUCUCGAAACUUCCAAUAUCGUGGUUCAUUUUGCUGCAGCGUCACCAUGUGGCAGUCAGUGCGAAACGCCGUCAUCUUCAGAAAACAAAAGUAUUCUAAGUCCAGCUGAAAAAUCGGAAGAUGAAAAAACAGACGUGAAAAGUGAAAACGAUCCGUCAAUGUCUUUACAUGUUGUGCCACCACCCCAAAACCUUCUGACAAUGCAGGAUAAAGUUAGUGAAAUGAAUGUGUCAACCUCGUCCUUAGGAAGUCAAAAUCUCCAUCCUCCGACGUCGAUAUCACAGACGUGUAGUCCGAGCAAACUCAACCUCAGCAAAUGUCGGAGUCCGAGCUUUACGACGUCGCCAACUUCGCCAAUAUUUGAGAUUCCUCCACUUCACCGGUCGGCCAUGAAAAUCAUUGAAAGUUGGAUGGAGAUUUGUAGUAUGGAUUUAGAAGCGGUAAAACCGGAAAUGAAGGAAUUUUUAAGCAGGAUGGCUAGUCUUGGACCAGAAUACCGGAUGUGGAGUCAGACGGUGUGGGGAUUUCUGAAAAUGGAGGAACUUGAUGCGCAAAAGAAUCAAGACAGUGACAGUGAUAGUUUCGAUAGUAUCCACUCACAGUACAAAAAGUUGCAGCAGCUCAUCGUAAGUGGCGACCUCCCAUGCACAAAGGAGGAAGCAGCAACUCUGGCAGCGAUACAUCUCCACGUGGACGACACGUGGCCAGAGGGUGAGCACCAUGACGAGAAUUGCAACAAUGAAGAAAACCUCAGCGCCACCCCCGAGAAGGAUCACCUUCUACAGGCGAACUCCAGAUUAGAGAACUUGAACAAGAAGAAGGAAUUGGUGCGGACGCAGAAGGCGAAGAAGGUGAUCCCGAGCCGUCGACGAGGUCGUUUGGUGAGAGUGUUAAUGUGCCUGAAGGACAAAGACGAGGAGGAGGAGAGAAAAGAUGCUGCGCAGCAGAUGGCGUUGCCGAAAUAUCUCCCAGCGGAGUUCAAUCAGUCGAGCAAGAUCUGGGAGAUGAUCAAGGACAAACAAAAGAAAUUGUGGCACACCCCGUACUUUGAAUCCGAGGUGAAGUUAAAGCAGCUCUACAUCAAGAUUUGUAAGAAUCUUCCCGCGUACGGCUGCAAACUGUACCAAGUGAAAGAGAUUCUGCGCGGCAAUGCCCAUAGGAAGGUGAGUUGCUUUCUCGGCACAGUGAAAGGACUUCUGCGCCAGGACACGGAUUGGAAGGUACCCCGCCUUCUCGGUGUCGGCAAAGAGAAAGUGGUCCUUCUCGACAUUAAGACAAAAGCACUUCUGAAAAGCCAGCCAAUCAGUGAGCUCCAACUCCCGAAUACCUACUGCGGCAAGGUCAGCGAAGCGGUGCAGUUAGAAUUCCGAGGGACGAAAAAUUGGGUGCUGGCGACGCAGUCGUUGGACAGUCUCAAGUCUGUUAUGGCAUCAUUGUGGGAGGUUAUGGAUUUGGACGGGUGCUUCCUAGAGAGCAGUGCUCUGCGGCAGAGUUUUGAUUUUGUGAACGAUGUGAGUAAGAGACAGAUGUCACUCCGGCCCGAUCUUGACCACCACAGCAUGCGACACACCUCUGAGCUGGAAAGCAUCCAGCGCUUACUCCACUUCCCAGAGGAGGCGGCACUGUUGUUGACCAAGACCGAGAGUGAAAUGUUCACUAGAGUUGCGCCCGCGUAUUAUAUCCGCCACAUUUCCUUUGAUCUCACAUCGUCGAAGAUUGCGGCGCCGUCGCACCGACAUCCAACCAUUACUGAUCUCAUUCAUCGAUUUAAGGAGGUGAGUUGUUGGGUGACCCACAUGCUAAUUACACAGCCGACCGCCGAGGACCGUAAGGCCACGCUCUCCUGUAUCGUACGCCUCGCCAAUGCCUGCUGGAACAUGGGAAACUUCAAUGCUGCUUUGGAAAUCGUCUCAGGAUUACAAUCGGAGAAGUUGAAGAAGCUGCUAGAAAAGGAGAACCUAUCUUCCCUGAACUGGUUGAAAAAUGCUUGCGAACAGACAACCCAGGAGUAUCGAGACGCAGUUGCCAGAGCCCUCGAUAUCCAAGAGUGCAAAGUCGUGCCUUACUUUGGGAGCUUUCUGCGUGACCUGCUGCUGAUACUGAAGGGGAUGCCUAGCAUGAUAGUGUUGCCCACGGAGGAGAAUCAACCUUUGGAGUUACAGUUUGUGUCCGACUAUAACGGCGAGGACCGUUUCCUGACAAGAAUUGGUGUCGGCGGGCUAAUCAACCUCGACAAAAUGAGACAGGCGCAUGUCAUCCUAAGUGACAUCCAGCUGUUUCAGCAUCGGGGGACAAAGGAGGGCUUUCUCGAUAAAGAUGAAGACGAUCUCAUUAGCUUAAACGAUCUCACAGAGGAUAUAUACAGCCAUGACAGCGAUGAAGAGAGUGAUUAUGAUCUCAGUAUUGACAGUUAUCAUCCCAUCCAGCCUAUUAACAAGGACCCAAACGUUGCCCUCAUUUCACCCAAACUCUCUCACAUCAGCUCGCACACGCUCCAGAUCCUACAUCACGGUACGACAGUCGUACACUACGUGGAGGACAACUCACGUUCCGCGGUCUGUUUUCUCCGAUUAGAGAGCUCUAAUGCCGUCUUAUCAUGGAGUCGACCGCAGUGGACGAACUCACGCUCCUCUAACACUCCGGGGUAUACCCUGAAAGGUGAUAUGGAUCAGUCCAUCCUCGGCUCGAUUGCGAAUAAAUACUCGCUAUCUGAAGCUAUUUCGGAAGGGCUGGAGGAGGGACAUUUGGAAUUAUCUGUGAUAAAGGAUAUUUUCCCGGGAAACACAUCAAUAGACUGCGCCUCGAUACAGCGUAGGCAUUCAAUGGACGGAUUAACGCACCACAAUAACUGCAUCACGAUUCUCUACGGUAACCAUGUCUCGGAUAAUCGUCAGCUGCACCUUGUGAUCCCAACGAAUUCGGCGAAACUUUGGUACUCGGGUCUUCGAUGCUUGAUCCGUGGGAUGCAGCUUCAGAAGAACCAUACGGAUAAACGUAUCUAUUGGCUGAUGGACCAGUAUUUGCAGCUGUUCUAUGAGCAAGAGAAGUGUCAGGGCCCUACUCCAGCAGAGGCCAUCAAGGUGUUCGGAGGAAGGCGGUGGACAGCAGGAUCGAUGAGUAACCCCGGAGAGGAGAAGGUCCCGACAUUUCGUCGUACACCGAGCUUUGUUGGACCAGCGAAGAUUCUGAAGAAGCGAUACAGUACAAGAGGGAAAAUCUACCAGGACCAUAGCAGCAGUCUUCAUCCGAUGACCAAUCACAACCACACCGAGGACUUCCUAAAACCAAAACUUCCAGACCUCGAUGACGGGCCCAAGGACCUAAAGGAGGAAAACCAUGUGAAACCCCGAUCGAAAUCUCGAUCGGGUAGUCUGACGUACAGCUACGCUAUGCAACACUGCACUCGGGCAAGGCGCUUAUCUUUAGGGAUACGGAAGUCACCAGGCAACAUGAAACCAAUCACGCAUUCGACGCAGUUGGAGUUCUUGGACUUUGUGGAUCUGUUCAAGUCGUUCUAUAUGCGCCUGAGGAAGGAUUUGCGAGAGAUAUUUGAGCAGUUUGCGGUGACCAAGGCGAUACAGAGUGAGAACAGGGAGAGCCCGAAUAAGGCUAAUAAACUCGUGUAUAAACCAAGGAAUAAAGACAUGGGUUUGGUGACAAGGAACACAAGUCUCGAUCAAGGCAUCGAGCCAAAGCGCAAGAAGAUCUGUGAUGCCAUUGCAGUAGCCAGCAUCGUGACCAACUGCGCGGGGGUCGAGACUUCCAAGUGUCAGUAUAUCGGUUUGCCGGAGUUCCGUCAGUUUCUUCAUGAAUACCAGGAGGAGGUCUACAAUGACCAUGAGAUAUGCAAACUGAUCCAGCGUCAUGAGCCUGAUCCCCAACUGAGGAUGAGUUACUGCCUGUCGUUUGAAGGAUUUGCCAACUACCUGAUGGAUAAAGACAACUAUGCAUUUAUACCAGAGAAGAUUAAGCAGGAUGAAGAGAAUAUGGAUUACCCUUUGUCGUACUACUACAUUGCGUCGUCUCAUAACACAUAUCUGACAGCUCAUCAGCUCAGGGGCGAGUCAUCAACGGAGAUGUACAGCCAGGUGCUUCUGACCGGAUGUCGGUGCGUAGAGUUGGACUGCUGGGACGGAGAUGAUGGGUCACCUGUCAUCUACCACGGACACACACUCACGACUAAAAUUCCAUUCAAGGCUACGGUCGAAGCAAUAAACAAGAGUGCCUUCCUCAGCUCACCCUACCCAAUUAUCCUGUCCAUUGAGAACCACUGCUCACUCGCCCAACAACAGAAAAUGGCGCAUAUACUCUCGAGUGUCUUUGGCGACAAGUUAGUGACAGAGUUUAUGUUCGACUGCGACUACAACGCAGAACCAGUGCUGCCCUCUCCCAACCAACUCAAGUACAAGAUUCUCAUCAAGAACAAGAAGCUACAUUCGUUACAGUUCAAGAACCUGUUGAAGCAAAGGAACCACCUGCGUACUAACAGCCUGAUUGACGAUGAGGACGACGAAGAUGAUGAGGAUGAGGAUGAUGAACGUGAUGAUGACGUAGAGGCUUCCUCACCUCCUGGACAUGAGGAGAAACACAAGAGCCACUCUCUAACGACUGUAGAAUACUCGACUCGUUCCCGGCAGAACUCGGUCCAUAUAACUGGAGACCGGAGACCCAAGUCGUCCGACUUUGACUGGCAGUUCGAUGAGAUUCUUCGUGACAAACAAGCCCCGAAGAGUAGGCAAAAGAAAGCGAGUCAGAUCGCUAAGGAGUUGUCUGACUUGGUGGUUUAUACAGAGGCUGUGAAGUUCAGGGGUCUCUCCAUCAGCCCUUUCUCAACUGCUAAGAUAAAGAAGGGAACCAUAAGGAAGAGUAUCCUCACGACGAAUCUGAACUUGGCGGGGUCCCCAACAUCAAACCAACACACAGCACUAGACAAGCUAGAUGUGAUAGCGAAUCAUCCACAGUUCAUGCAGAAGGCAAGCAGACCAGAUGAGACGCCCAUCAGCCACCAGGUGUCCUCGCUGAAUGAGAACAAAGCCAAGAACCUCUGCAGAAGACAGCCCAUUGGAACGAUUAUUCACACAGAGAAGCAGCUGAUGAGGACUUACCCUGCUGGUAUGAGGAUAGAUUCGUCCAACUUCAACCCAGUCAUCUUCUGGGCAUUUGGAAUACAAAUGGUUGCUCUCAACUACCAAACUGAGGGAAGUGCUAUGCAGAUCAACUCGGCCAUGUUUGAGUCGAACGGUCGCAGUGGUUACACCCUGAAGCCGCGGGUUAUGUGGGACAAGAACCACUUGAUGUACAACCGCUUCAAUCCAUGGGAUAAGGAGUUUGAUGGAGUUCAUCACACAACACUUACUGUUCAGGUCAUAUCGGGCCAGUAUGUCUGUCAGAACACCCAUAAUGGGAGUCCGUACGUAGAAGUUGAAAUCACUGGGAUUCCAGUUGAUUGCGCCAAGCAUAAGACUAAGACGGUAUCAAGGAAUGCCAUCAACCCCAUUUGGAAUGAUACAUUCACUUUCCAGGUGAUGUUCCAAGAUCUAGCCUUCAUACGCUUCACUGUGGUGGACAUUGGCAGUAACCAUAUCAUGUCUCAGAGGACGAUUCCAUUGUCGAGUUUGCGGCAAGGAUACCGGCACGUCAGACUCCGGUCAACCGGCAACCAAUCUCAGGAACUAUCCACGCUAUUUAUAUACUCCCGGCGAGACGAGGAAGCCUUGGAACCAAAUCAUGGCGAAACAACACCAGACAUCAUGGUCGAUCCUAAACGGAAGUCAAUCCUUGCGAAAAUCAAACACGACUUGAGCAAAUCGGAUCCUGGUCCAUACACGAGUGGCGUUAAACCAAAGAGACGAAUGUUCUUCAUAACGGUAUUUGGCGUGACGCAACAUGAGGAGUAUACCAUUUUGAAGGUCACCCAGGACACAACCACUGUCGAGGCAAUCACGCAGGCACUUUGCAAAGCUGGUAAAGGAGACGAAAAGGUGGAGGACUACGUCUUAGUCGAGGAGGUCCACAAGGGUUGGGAGAAGAAAGACGAAAAGACCGCCAUGCAACGUCUUUUGGCAAACACAGAAAAGGUGCUACAAGCUCAGGACAAGUGGAAGGGCAGUGGUCGGUUCCUACUCAAGAAGAAAACUGAUUUUACUACAUUACAUGUAGCUCCUCAGACGCCCUCUACAGGCAGGGUAAGGAAGGACUCUAAAACGCAGGGUCCCAAAUCGCCAAAAGGCCAUGACCCCACCAGUCGUGCUUGGAUGACCUCAAUUAUUUCUAAGGAAAAAGAACCUCUGGGGAAGUCAGACUCAGUGGAUACAACGGCAUGGGAUGCGGCCGAUGACCAGAUGUUCCUUGUUUGUGUCUACAACGUAUCCAAGGACCAACCCUAUACGAUAUUCAAGGCUCCGGUCACCAGCACUGCUCAAGACAUCAUCACACAGGCAAUGCUGAAAGCCCGGAGACCAGAAGACCCUCGAAACUACACACUGGUGGAAGAAGUCACUGCACUACUCUUCGCAGAUAGUCCUGGUGGUACGUCGAAAAGAAGGGAUUCGGUGGAGAAUAUCGAGAAACGGCAACUCGGCGAUGAUGAGAAUGUCUACCAGGCACAGUGCGAGUGGAAAUCGACAGGGAAGUUUGUUCUGAUGGAAAAGGGAUCAGUAAUAAUCGAGGAAAAGAAGGCCCGUUCAAUGUCAGUAAAGGCACACGCUGGACGUACCCUGAGCGGGCGCAUCAGCAAGAUGAAACAUGCCCUAUCUGUCAAGUCCCGAUCCGUGGAGGAGGAAGAGGAUGUGUCUGUCAAGUACAAGACGUUGCCAAAGACAGUUGAGAUCCAGAAGAAGCCUGACCUGGUGGCUAGCGCGGGUGAUAGUGCUGAUGAACAGGAUCCUAUAUGUCCGCCGGCGUCACCUGAAUAUGACAGCAGACGAUCUCAAAAGUUACGAAAGAAGCUCAAACUAAAAUUAGGGGGCCUAUAAGUUGUUUUUUUUAAAUUUGAGGACGGGUUUUUAAUCAUGUUGAUGUGUUGAGGUUGUUUUAUGUGCUCCAAAUGAUUGGCGAGUGUGAGUGGCAUUAUUUCAUUUCCUGGAACCAACACUUGAUCGAGGUAUUUACCUGCGAUUUGAAUGAUGCAGAGAUACAGUGAUGAUGUACACUUUUACCAUUAGAUUGAGAUUGGGGGUCUUGAUAACAGGGGCAAUUUUUAUUUAACUAAAUAUUAAAGCUACGUAGCAUAGAGUGAUAUUUCCACUUUGAUGUCUUGCUGGCCAAGACUAAACUUUUCUUAUUGGCUUCUGAUCCUCAACUACUUCAAACCUUCCCAUAACUUUUCUGAUUCAUCCUGUACAUAAUUAUACAAGUUUGAAAUGUCCUUUAAUAGAAUGUCCGCAGUACAAACGUUGUAUUUUGCACUUUUAAUCACUGAGGUAUUGACAGUCAUGGUCUCUAUAGAACCAAAUACCAAAAUCCGUCAAAAUACAAUAGGACCAGAUAACUUUUCUAGGGGGACAAUUUCAACUGCUACACUGGUCCCAGAAUGGCUGACAUGAAGCACAGAAUGUAGUUAUGCACACGUUUUGUUGCAUUUGCUUAAGUCUUUCUCCCAUGUAUACUUUGUUACAGUCCAAGUCACAAAAUGACAUCCGUCUUGCUUCGCGUCAGUUACGUGCGAGUUGCGCGCCAAUGACGCACCACUGAUGUGCUCAUCUUUAGUUUCAUGUACAUAACAUGCGACCUACGCCUGAUUUACGGGCUGGGUAGCGACGCGAUUUUCAGGAUGUCAAUUGUAAUUUGGACAGUAGCCUGGGUUAUUAGUAUAGAUUACAGUACUGUUCAUCUGAAAGUAACAUGCACCACAGCAAAGAAUGUUUCAACAAACUGAUUAUGAUAGCAUGGCAAUUUUUCUUCAAUGUGUAUAAUGAAACUAUAAAGGUGCUCUUACCUGUACUGUUGCGACACAGAUGUAAAUAUCAAAUCUGUCUUGGAAAGAAUUUCAUGUAAAGUUGGCUGCAACGGAUGAAAAUGCACUUUUAUUCUGGUUGAUUUGAAAACUGAAUGAUAUUGCAAAAUGUGAGUUACCAAUUGCGAGUAUAUCUUGCCGAGGAUGGGCUACAUUUAUCAUGUUGAUAGGGUCAAACAUGUCAAAGGCUCAUGAAAUAUAUUGGCUAGGGUUAUCAGUGUUUGCAAAAGCUUAAAAUACUUAUGACGGCUGCUAUCAACUGUUAGCCUUGACCUCAACUCUUGUGUCCUGGUAGCUUUAAUGCAGGUACUAACUGUAAAAUGUUGAGAACUUGAGUUCUCCCAUUACAUGCAAAAAAAGAGAAAAACUUUACUUUUAACGUACAUUAGAACCUCUCUAUUAUAAAGGACACCCUCAGGACUGACAAGUACUGUCCUUAAUAGAGAGGUAUCCUGAUAACAGAGGUCAAAUCAAAUGCAAAUAACCACUUUGGAACCAAAAUGAGUGUUCUUAGUAGAGAGAAUGUCCUAAAUAAAGAGAAUGUCCUUAUUAUAGAAAGGUGUCUGGUAAGGGCGGGUCUGCUGUAGUUAUUUUGGGUACGGUACUUUGCUGGGGGGGGCCUGUCUUUUUUAACAUUUUUGGGACCGGGAAACAAUAAAUCCCUUUUUUUCCACAAGCCGAAUAUUUUCGUGAGAGUAGGUACAAUCGUUAACAUAGGAAUGUGAAAAUGUUUAACUUAAUGGCUUCAUUAUUGGAAAAUGCACCAACUGAAUGAAUGGAGGUAAAAUCUGAAAAGGAUGUUUUGGUGAACAUAUCAGGUUGUGAAAAGGAGGGGUUUACAGUUUGUCUUCUUAUUCUGGCUCUUGGCCUUGAAUAUGCGUGGGGGUAUUAUCAAGACUUGAUAAAGACUAGCCUUUAUCAAUUCUUGGCAUUUUUGAUAAAGAUCAAGCAUGGGCCUCGACUUCUUCUUAUAUCUGCUGUAAAACUUAUAAUGCCAUGGUAGCAAUACAUGUAGUUUUCCAUAUUAAUUAUCUUGCAUUCCAAAUUCAUGUUAUCGUGUUAUCCAACUUGACCUAAUUAUAAGUAUUCCAUAAUUAACAUAAUUGAUUAGUUAUUAUAAUUAAUCAGAAGAACUGUAUAUGUAUAAAAUUAUGAUACCAAAUAUAUGAAUUUAGACAAUGGCACAGACCUGUAUAACUAUUUGCACGUAGAAUCUGUGAUUUUUCCUAAUAUAUUAUUAUUGAUACUAUAAUUGUUUAUUCGUCUGAUGGAAAUUUCUAUACAAAACGAUAUUUGCACUUUUUAUUUAUUUACUGAAAUAUUCCAUUCAUGAUAUGAAUUAAUGUUGUUUUGUAACUGUGUGUAAAAAUAUCUUCAUGCUUUACAACAUGUAUGUUGGAUUAGGAAAGUACAACUUCGCACGUAAUUCGUGCGUACUUUGCGUGUCACCGACGCAAAACAGGACAGAGGUCAAUUGUGAUUAGGACUGUAUAUUGAAUGACUGUGAGGAAAUGUCUCUUGCCAAGAAAAAAUGCUUGGAACUCAAUGUGUCUAUAUAUUUUAUCAUUAUCAAAAAUGGAACCCUUUCCACCAUCUUAUCUCACCACAUCCCCUGAAAGGGCACCACCCAAAGGUUGGCUCAGGAUAACUGAUGAAAAAUAUGGUUUGCCCCCAAAGUUGUUCAUUGGAGACUCAUGAGUGAUGGUAUAGGCCAUCGUUGUUUGACUGCUAUUUGAAAUAUGGGUCGAUAAUCACGUGAAAGACGGUACAGUAUUGAAAGAGAUGUGAUCUGUGUAUGAGUUAAAGCUUGUAAAACUCAGGGCCGACCGAAUCGAAACACCGAUAGCGCUAACAGGGCCUAACAGAGAAUAGUGUAAAGCAUUUAACCAUUACACUGUACUCUGUUAGGACCUGUCAGCACUAUCUGAGUUUCAAUUCGGUCGGCCCUGCUGUUCAAGUUUGUGAUAGACAAUUGAGUGUUGUCAUGUGUGAUACAAAAAGGUUGUUAAAGGGGGACUAUAGGCAGGUGUAAUGGGUCAAAUUAGUACUCUUCGGGAUGUGAAUGCACAGUUUGAGGACAGGGUUGUGUCUGAUUCAGCAAUAAUUAUGUUCCUGAUACAAAUGAAAAUAGUUUCAUUGUACUGUGAGAAAGUAGUGUCCCCUAUUGGCGACUUGUGUAACUUAAUCUGACUUAUACUUGGCUCCUGCCUGUAGUCUCCCUUUAAGAAGAGUGUUCUUAUGAUGAAUUGUUAUAACGGGUAGGUCCAGUUAAAAAGAUUGAUAUUAUGAUAUAAACGGGUAGGUCCAGUCGUGUUGUGGAGGGUUUAGGCAGACCCAAAAUCAACAUGAAACAAUCGCGUGGCCCAAAUUGGGACACUUAGGCCAGGUGCAAGUGCUAGGCAUCUCCAUAAAAUGCAGUUGUACAAUAUUAUGCACUUUUUCUCGCAUCUAUGGGCGUUCUUAAAUGUCGAAUUAUCCUGGCAUUUAUAUUUGCUUUUCCUUGCAUUCCAAAUAUAUUACCAUUUUACCAUAUUACCAUAUAUUUUCCAUACGCGAUGCAUUCAUGAUUCUGGGCAGUGCAGACCCUUGGAAUUCUUGCAGUUGCCCCAUGGCUUUUGCAUGUUGCAAGGAGAGCAGAUGAUCUUGCAUUUCCUGCAAUUGCCCUUAGACUCUUACAUAUACUGCCAGUGUGUCUGCUAACUCUAUAAAUUGUGUUAGGUUUUAGGAGUGCAAACUUAACUCCUUGAUUAUGUUCAUCCUAAAACUGAUGGGCAAACUAGGCCUGUACGUCAUCCUUGCUAUCCACAAACACAAUACCCUGCAACCCUGCUAAUUCUUGUGCAGGGCACAUAAAUACUGUACUGUUCAGAGGUAACCUCCCUUACCAUGUAGAUAGUUCACAAGACAUUAUGAUCUGCUAAUACAUAGUGGCUGGUAUAGAGGCUAGCACAUAAGAAGCAUACAUUCCCCUUUCGUCAAUGAGCAACAAUUUGUUUAGGAUGCCUCUCCCCAAGAAAUGUUGAAAAAGAGAAUGACGUCAUCAUGUUGUCACAAAUGUUGCGUGUGUAGUUAGGAAGGUUACUUCUGACCAUAGCUUUAGUAAACUAAACUGCAAACAAUGGCUGACUAACUGCAUUUCUCUUUAAAGAAGUCUCCUUAAACUGUAUAGCAUUGUCCUUAUUCUGAAAGGCUUGUACUGUUGAUAUCGUGUAAUACGGGGACUUUUGGGAGAGCGGACUAUAGCUACUGCUACAUCAGCAUAUAAAUAUUCCAGAAUAUGCAUUUGUUGUGAUCUAAUAUUGAUGUUGUUAUUGCCAUGGUUACUGUACAGUGUGAGUAUAUUUUUGUCAAUAUGUAAAUUUGAAUAUUUUCCACUGGCCUUGAUUAUUCAAUCAAAAAGACGAAAUAAACAUUCUAUUGCAUUUAA